Molecule: messenger RNA, 1377 nt
Organism: Daldinia caldariorum
Lineage: Eukaryota; Fungi; Ascomycota; Sordariomycetes; Xylariales; Hypoxylaceae
Product: TBP-interacting protein
Exons: 4
Coding region: 1-1377 (458 amino acids)
Biological process (GO): chromatin remodeling; box C/D snoRNP assembly; regulation of transcription by RNA polymerase II
Cellular component (GO): NuA4 histone acetyltransferase complex; Ino80 complex; R2TP complex
Molecular function (GO): ATP hydrolysis activity; ATP binding; DNA helicase activity
Source: RefSeq, a predicted model, not a curated record
AUGGUGCAAAUCAGCGAGGUUAAGGGCAACAAUCGCGAAAAUCGUACCGCCGCUCACACCCACAUCAAAGGAUUGGGCCUCAGGUCCGAUGGAACAGCCGAGAAGCAAGCCGGUGGCUUCGUAGGCCAACAGCAAGCCCGAGAGGCUGCUGGCGUCGUUGUCGACCUUAUUCGCGCUUCGAAGAUGGCUGGCCGUGGUGUAUUACUUGCGGGUGGACCUGGAACCGGAAAGACGGCGUUGGCUCUUGCGCUUAGCCACGAACUCGGCACCAAGAUUCCCUUUUGUCCUAUUGUCGGAAGCGAGAUUUACUCAACCGAAGUGAAGAAGACCGAAGUAUUGAUGGAGAACUUCCGAAGAGCUAUAGGAUUGAAAGUUCGCGAGACGAAAGAGGUUUACGAGGGUGAAGUCACAGAGCUCACACCGGAAGAGGCAGAGAACCCGCUUGGUGGUUAUGGAAAGACUAUCAGCACGCUGCUGAUAGGGUUGAAGAGCGCAAGGGGCCAGAAGAAGCUCAGACUAGACCCGAGCAUUUAUGAAGCGAUCCAGAAGGAGAGAGUUACCGUUGGAGAUGUUAUCUACAUUGAGGCGAACACAGGCGCCUGCAAAAGAGUCGGUCGAUCAGACGCAUACGCUACGGAAUUCGAUCUCGAAGCAGAAGAAUAUGUUCCUAUCCCCAAGGGCGAGGUGCACAAGAAGAAGGAGAUAGUGCAAGAUGUUACCCUUCACGACCUGGACGUUGCCAACGCCCGACCUCAAGGUGGCCAGGAUAUUAUGAGCAUGAUGGGCCAACUUAUGAAGCCCAAGAUGACGGAGAUCACAGAGAAGCUACGAGACGAGAUCAACAAAGUCGUCAGUAAAUACAUUGAUCAGGGAGUAGCUGAGCUUGUUCCUGGUGUCUUAUUCAUCGACGAGGCGCACAUGCUCGAUAUCGAGUGUUUUACGUAUCUCAACCGAGCGUUAGAGUCAUCAAUCUCACCUAUUGUUGUGCUUGCUUCGAACCGUGGAAUGUGCACCAUCCGUGGUACGGAUGGUGUUGUUGCCGCACAUGGCAUUCCCCCAGACUUCCUAGCCCGACUCCUCAUUAUCCCUACCACGCCAUAUGAGGCCGACGAGAUCAAGCGAAUUGUACGCAUCCGAGCAGCAACCGAAGGUGUGCAGAUCACGGAUGCUGCAAUUGACAAGAUUGCAGAGCACGGCGUGCGAAUCAGUCUCAGAUACUGUCUUCAGUUAUUGACCCCUGCGAGCAUUCUUGCUCGAGUCAAUGGUCGCAGUCAGAUAGAUGUCAAAGAUGUUGCAGAGUGCGAAGAGCUUUUCCUCGAUGCACGACGGAGUGCCGAUCUAUUGAGCGGCGAAACAGGACGUGGGUUUAUCUCAUAA